AGUAAGGGGGUAAAACAUGACGAAACACGGAAGCUUACGUUCAGUUGCGUGUGUAAGCGUAGAAAAACAAUGGUGUCCUCACGCAAGUUCUCCGAGGGUCUCCUUUUAUUUUGUGUUUUCUUUUUUCCAAAUGCUGUUUCCCCAGUUUCUACCGAACUAAACGUCCGACACUCUUCUCAAGAAAAGCUUCGUGUAAAAAGGCAGGGAUGUCAAGAUGGCACUUACGAGCAUCUAGGCAUAAACUGCUGUAAAUGUGCAGCUGGUCAGCGAGUGGAAGAGCACUGCACUAAAUCUGCAAACGAUGGAAAAUGUGUGUACUGUGAAAAUGGGACUUAUAACAGUGAACCCAAUUCUAAGGAGUCCUGUGAAAUCUGCACAUCCUGCGGUCCAGAAAACGCUAAUUUAGAGCAAGAAGAAGCCUGCACCACUAUCAAAGACAGAACGUGUAGAUGUAAGAAAGGUCACUACUGCAAUACUGCAGUAGGAACCUGUAAAAUAUGCCAUCCCUGUACAAGAUGUUCUUCCAGCGGCGUUAAAGAGCACUGCACAGCCACCAGUGAUGCAGUUUGCAACGAGGAAAGUGGAGGUUUAUCGGGUGGUGCGGUCGCUGGCAUUGUGAUUGCAGUUUUGGUUUUUCUUGCUGCUCUUGGAAUAGUGUUCAGGAAGAAAAUUCUGGGCUUUUUUAAACGUGACACAUCAAAUUCCCCUGUCCCUGAGAAUAACCCACUUCUUCCAGUGGAGAUGGGGCCGCACAUUGUGGAAUUGGCAGAAAUAAUCGGCUGGAAGGAUAUGAGACAAAUUGCACUCGGUUGUCAGAUGGCAAAUUCCAUUGAGAAUGUGAAACUCAGCCACCCCAAUGAUAGUGAAAUGUGGACCCAAGAACUACUCAGUAAAUGGGUGGAGCGGAAGGGCAGGCCUGCGUCAGUAGAGCUCAUCACGACCCUGCGGAAAAUGAGGAAAAACACCAAGGCGGACAAAAUCAAAGAGAAACUCUAUCCGAUCGACUCUCCCACACAAUGUAGUUCUGCCUAAAUAUGUUUAAACUUUUAUGCUGUUAAUAAAAUGGAUGGAUGCAUGGAUUAUUUUUGCACAAUCAAAAAUGUUUAUGACCUUUCAAGAUUAGAAUGUGCUUUCUUUUUAAAAAAAAUAAAUAAAUAAAAUUAAUCUUUAUAUGGACUUUUAAAAACUUUUUAAAUUUAGUGAAUGGACUAUCAUGAUCUAAAUGCUGGUCCAGCUGCUGGGAAAAUUGUGCUUUAUUGUGUUUUUUGCUUUUUCUUUUUAAGUUCCUUCUGCUGACUUUCCGUUAAAUUUGUAAUUUUCCAACAGGUUUAUUCUGUAUGCACUGAAUGAAUAAAAACGGCUUCAAGUAUGUAAGAGGUCAAAAAAUACUAAGCAGUUAUAGCAUGUGUUAUUUAACUUGUCUUUAAAAGAUUCAACAUAUGAUGAUCUGACAUUGU
Messenger RNA from Gambusia affinis (western mosquitofish), 1457 nucleotides. RefSeq names its product Fas cell surface death receptor (gene fas). Gene Ontology annotation, biological process: necroptotic signaling pathway; activation-induced cell death of T cells; negative regulation of apoptotic process. Lineage: Eukaryota; Metazoa; Chordata; Actinopteri; Cyprinodontiformes; Poeciliidae. The transcript is spliced from 9 exons. The coding region runs from base 70 to 1032 and encodes 320 amino acids. Gene Ontology annotation, molecular function: tumor necrosis factor receptor activity; protein binding. Gene Ontology annotation, cellular component: external side of plasma membrane; CD95 death-inducing signaling complex; membrane raft. The record is from RefSeq and is a predicted model, not a curated record.